AUGGACGAGGGCCUCGACCACUAUCGUAUUCUGGAAAUAGACGACUCGGCGGAUGAGUCGACUAUCAGACAGAAAGCCAAAGCAAAUUUCAAACGCCUGGCACUGAAGCAUCAUCCCGACAAGAACCCUGAAGACGAGAAUGCCACUUCAAGGUUCCAGAAGCUUCAACAUGCCUUGGAAGUUCUAUCUGAUGACAGGAGACGCAAACAAUACGACGCGGAGAGGGCUGGGAGCAACAGGAAGGCAGCGGCUCGUGAAGCCAGGGAAGCUGCGCAACAGGAACGGAACCGACAACAGCAAUAUAACAAGCAACGCCAACAACAGGAGUAUCAACGCCAGCAAGAGGAAGAACAACAGCGAAAGGAGCAACAGCAGAGAGAGGAAGAAGCACGACGUCAACGAGAAGAAGAACGCCAGAGAGAUGAGCAACGCCGCCAAAACCAGGAGCGCCAACAAGACCAACAACAGCGCGCCUGGGAGCGACAUGAAGCCCAGGAGGAAGCAGAAAGGCAACCCGAUCCUGGCGUUGGGAAACCAGAGCCCCCCAAGUCCACGGCCCCAACGCCGAUGAGUCGCUUGUUUGAGUCAAUUCGGUCGAACUGGACACCGAUCCUCUGGUGGUGGUUGUUCGGCUUCAUUCUUGUGUGGAUUGCAUGGUACCUCCGUGGCAACUCCACGCCUGGCGAAGCCUUCAGGGCACCACCUCUUCAGGCUCCUUUGGACGAGAUGCUGAAGGAACUUCGGAUUGGCCCAAGCCUUGCCGAAGUACAAGUUGGUUUUACUGAAAACCACAAUUUGCCUUACGAACUGCAACUGAUGGAGCAUGUUGUCGGGAGGUUGAUUGAUCCUCUGGACCACCCCUCACUCGUAGGAAAGUACUGGGAUUACUCAGCCGACGCAGUCGAUGGGGUCGUUGAGGUGUAUGUGGUCAUCAAUCGCUUAAUGGCCGAGGUUGAGCAAACAAUUGAGGCAGCCGUGUUUCAGCUGGAGGGAAUGAUACCCCCUCAGCCCCCUUUCUACUACCGACUCAUAGGGGCUCAUACGACAACAAGCAACCGGAGAAUGGACAAAGGGGCUCGUCAGGUGUUGCUCCCAAUGGCAGACUCGAUUUAUGAAACCCUGGAAGAGGCCCUCAUGAUAUUGAGGACGACCGAAUAUAGCCUCGGUAUGCUAGUAGGGACGCUUGACAAUGUAGUCAUUGCGAUUGAUGGCGAAAGCAUCCGAGAUAGAUAUCAUGGGCAGGAAGAAAGAUAUCCUGGGGAGGAACUAGUGGCAGUAAGGACCUGGGAACGCAUCUUUAGUAAGCUCUCGCCAGUCCUCUCUGACAGAAGCGCGACCGGGCCGGCUUAUUCUACGGUGACGCGAGGCAGGCCAGGGAGAGAAUCUCGAGUGCAGAAGCGACCAUGA
Messenger RNA from Fusarium keratoplasticum, 1407 nucleotides. RefSeq lists its product as uncharacterized. The coding region runs from base 1 to 1407 and encodes 468 amino acids. The transcript has 2 exons. The record is from RefSeq and is a predicted model, not a curated record. NCBI's taxonomy places the organism in Eukaryota, Fungi, Ascomycota, Sordariomycetes, Hypocreales, Nectriaceae.